This is a messenger RNA of Pseudo-nitzschia multistriata, 2915 nucleotides long. Lineage: Eukaryota; Bacillariophyta; Bacillariophyceae; Bacillariales; Bacillariaceae. The record is from the annotation of a GenBank genome assembly.
AUAUAGUAGUUUGUUUUCUUGUCACCCCAUUCAUAUUCACCCAUCAAGGUCUUUGUUUUGCUUGCCAAACACGGGCCAAAACAAAAACCAGUAUCUUCUCAUCCUUUGCGCGGACAACGGCCAUGGUUGCACCACGACUCUCGCCACGAAGAACCACCGGGCGGAUCCGGCCGCAAAGACUGCCGGCCUUUCUGAUCUGGUGUUGCCUGUGGUGCCCUUCCGGUCCCCGGUCCCCGCUGGCUAGGGUGGCUGCCACCGGCACUAGGACCGCGGUCGGCGGUCGCGAUCGCCAUCGCCAUCGCCUUGACCAGCCCGUCGUGGCGAGGUGCUUCACCGAAGAAAGCGGCGGUCCAAGCGAGCCGGCCGCUGCGACGAAAAGCACCAAAGCACCGAACCCACCGCCGGGCCCCGGACCCGAAUCCGGCUGCACCUCCCGGUUUUCCCGGCUGCGCCUGGAGUACAGCGUCCCCUUGGCGCUCCGCUCCGACCGGGCCGGCGACGACUAUGACUACGAGUACGACUUCCAGAUACUGCAGAAGGACUGCAAGGAACCCUUUGCGGAAGGAACCGAACCCUUCCGAACAGGCAACACCGCCAGGCGGGGCAGGGACCAGAGAAUCCUCGAGCUCUACGCUCCCCACGCCAUUCCCCCUUCGGUGGCAUCCUCGUCGCCGUCGCCGUCGGGAUCGCCGGUGGUGGAGUUUUGCGUCCUGGGGAAGAUCUCGGACCCAAGCGCGAACCACGGGGGAGAGCACGCGAUCGAAACCAAUCUGUCGGUGGAAUAUUCCUUUCGUGCCACCCGCCCCAGAAUCGUCCGGCACCGAGAGCCAUUGCCGGAAAGCAAGGGGCAGGGGGCCCACGGGAACCGAGGCGAAAGCAAAAACGAAGACGAAGGCAGCAAAUACAUUACCGUAUCCGAAGUCCGAGGUCUCCUGCGCAACAGUGUUUUGUACAUGGUGGUGGACAGAGUCUCUGCAUCCGUUCCAUCGACCGCGGAGAAGAAAGAGCAGGAUCGGCGGGAACAACGGCGGCUGCAAGAACAACAAAUACAGCAGCGGGUCCGGUUUCAUCAGCUUCGACAGGAGCAACGGCAACAACAGCGUCAGGAGCAACAGCAAUAUCGGCAUCGACAACAACAUCGUCUGGAGCAGCUGCAAGGAAAGAAGCAACAACAAUAUCGGCAUCGACAACAACAACGUCCGGAGCAGCUGCAACGGAAGUUAGCAGCACGCGAAAAGGGCGCGAAUCGACAAUAAAGAGCUGCAUCACGCGAAAGAGACAGAGUUUAACAUGAUUGCACUAGUUCUUUGGAUUUCGAGAUGGAUUCUCUUACACGUCAGGAAGAAUCAUUAGAUAGAUAAAGAUAGAGAGACUGAGCUAACAAUACAACUAAGCGGUGUCUGGAAAAGCUCGAGAAACUGGUUUCGUCUACAAUUCCCUCCUUUUGUAAUGAGAUAGAAAUGUCAACAAAUCCCGGGGUUCGAUGCGAUCGUACGUCCACGAGAGAUAAACCGUGCCUUCACCGGUGACGGAGAGUGGUGAAGUUAUUCCAUAGCAAUAUUCUGAACCACCGCGACAAAACUGUCCAUUUGGGUAAGUGGACAGGAAAUAAUCUACCCAUGUUUCGACAUGAAUUAAUUCCAAGACUCUUGCGACCGUGUUCAGCGGGUUUUGUGGAAGCGGGAACCGAAAGUAACUCUCCCAUCCAAGCUCGCAAAAGUGAUUUUUCUGUGCUCUAUUCGACCGUUUCAUGACUUCCUUUUUCCAUUCGCUGUUUUCUUCGCCUCCGUAAUCGAACAAGCACGUACCGAAGACAACAGUGGGCCAGUUCAUGGAAUAACCAUAGUGAAUUGUUUCGCCCUCUACGGAGCACUCCUGUGCCAUUUCGUGAAAUUCGCCGCGACCUAUAUAAUCCAACACAUUGGACCAGCCUAUGCUCCGAGGCCUCUGAGAUGCGAUGUAAUCGAUUGCAUCCUGAACCUUGGUGCACCGAAGCUCAACAGUGAUGAGUUUUCGGCUACACCACGACACAAGUUUUGCGACGCGUUCACAUGCGUACUUUUCUGCAGCAUCCAGUAUGGUCAUACGAGAAUCUUUCUUUGCGAGCUCCAUUACUUUCUCGAAGUCGAGAGCUGAGAAGACAGUCUCGUUUGAAGGAGGAGGUGGUGUACCGUCGGGACAAUCGAGAUAGACAAUGCUUCCACAAACAGGAUUGGUAACACCAAAGUCACCAGUCAAUUGAUAUUUCGCCAUCGCGAUGCGAUCUUGUUUUUUCUUCAAUAGUCCUAUACUUGCCCCUGCAUCAGUUUUGAAGGACUGAAUCUUCAAACGAGCCUCCUUCAAGGGUAGAGGAGAAGCACGAUGCCAGUGCUGUAGAAUCGAUCGAACUUCAGAAUCAAAGUGCCUCGCAGGCAAAGAAAGGAGGGAAGAAAGUGCAGCCUUCACAGCGGGUUCCGUACCUUCCGACCAAGUUGUACUGAACCAGACUUGAAUGAUAUACCAUUUGUACAAAUCACGUUCUUCCGUACUUGCUGCCGACCCCGCGUAUUGGAUGAGUUCCCAGAUGAGAGAAGUCUUUGCAACGACAUAUGCACUCGAGUCGAUUCCAAUGUAACGCAGUGGCGACGUUCUGAAUUCCAAUGAAUCUGAUGCCAUCAGAAAGCCAAGAUCCACGAAGCCGAUAGCAACGUGAGUCUUUCCGUCGAUGAGCACGUCUGAAUUUUGGGGGGGUUGUUGAUUGCUGUAACUGUAUCUUAAGCAAUUUGCAUGUUCUAAAGAGAGACACUCUUCGAAAAUAUCACCGGGCUGUGAGGAUAAAUACCAGAACAAUUUGGAAGGAUGAUUGGUCAUCAGUCGUUUCAUCAAUUCUUUCGGAUGGGGUGCAUAAUCGGGUCUCUGCAAGUGCAAUUCAAACA